Penicillium arizonense is the source of this 711-nucleotide messenger RNA. RefSeq names its product O-methyltransferase. Lineage: Eukaryota; Fungi; Ascomycota; Eurotiomycetes; Eurotiales; Aspergillaceae. The transcript is spliced from 4 exons. The record is from RefSeq and is a predicted model, not a curated record. Gene Ontology annotation, molecular function: S-adenosylmethionine-dependent methyltransferase activity; O-methyltransferase activity. The coding region runs from base 1 to 711 and encodes 236 amino acids.
AUGAGACACGCUUGUAUGUUACCAUUUACCGAGAAGCAGAUAGUCACCACUGGUGAUUACUGUGAGACCUACAGCUCGAAAUUGCCAACGUCAAUCCUGGAACAAAUCCACUUCACCGACAAGCUCUCUAAAGAUGAGGUCGUCAUGGCGCCGUCUCUAUCGCAGUGCUCGUGGUUGAUGGGCUUCACCCAAUCGCUGGCACCCAAUCGAAUCCUCGAACUGGGUACCUUCACCGGAGUCAGCGCCCUCGCCUUCUAUGAGGCUACGAAGAAGAACCUGGCGGAAAUUGUGAGCAUGGAUAUGUCGGAGAAAUACCUCAAAUAUGCCGAGGAAGCAUUCCGUCGUCAUGGUGCUACUGAUCGCAUUAGUACCAUCCAAGGCCCCUGCCUUGAAACGCUUCCAACAUUGACAGGUCAAUUCGAUCUGAUCUACAUCGAUGCUGCAGAGGAGGAAUAUGAGGCCUACACUAGGUACAUUCUAGACAACAAACUGCUUUCUUCCCGGGGAGUGAUUCUGGUGGAUGAUGUCCUUUUGGAAGGCCUGGUCGUGGAUCAAUCAAUUGCGAAAAAUUUUCCCGAGGAGAUCCAAGAGCCUUAUUUAGCUAUUGCAGACAAGAUGAACGCAUUCAACAGCUAUGCGGCAUCUGAGCCCCGCGUGACCACAAUCAUGAUCCCAAUUUUCAAUGGAGUGACUCAGAUUAUGUGGAAGUGA